AUGUCUGGUGUUUGGGUUUUCAAGAACGGUGUUGUUCGGCUGGUGGAGAAUCCAGGACCUGACCCGGUAGAUGGAAGCCGGCAAGGGUCGUCGAAUACCAAGCGAAAAGUACUAGUUCACACUCCUAGUAAUGAAGUUAUAACUUCUUAUGGUGUUCUUGAACGCAAGCUAUCUCCACUUGGAUGGGAGAGGUACUAUGAUGACCCGGAUCUCCUUCAAUUCCACAAAAGAUCCACUAUCCAUCUCAUAUCUCUCCCUAAGGAUUUUAACAAGUUCAAGUCCAUGCACAUGUAUGAUAUCGUCGUCAAAAACCGCAAUACGUUUGAAGUCAGGGAUAUGUAG
This is a messenger RNA of Dovyalis caffra, 342 nucleotides long. The record is from the annotation of a GenBank genome assembly. Lineage: Eukaryota; Viridiplantae; Streptophyta; Magnoliopsida; Malpighiales; Salicaceae.